Venustampulla echinocandica is the source of this 1434-nucleotide messenger RNA. RefSeq lists its product as uncharacterized. The record is from RefSeq and is a predicted model, not a curated record. Bases 1 to 1434 code for a protein of 477 amino acids. NCBI's taxonomy places the organism in Eukaryota, Fungi, Ascomycota, Leotiomycetes, Helotiales, Pleuroascaceae. The transcript has 2 exons.
AUGGCUGCCAACGGCUCCAUCACAACAACCCUCUCUCCUACCCAAGAGACAUUAUCGUCGUCGCAGCUACUAUCGGCAUCUAUGUCCUCGCUGUCAAACUCCACAUCCACAUCCGCAUCUUCCUCCCGGCAAGCCUCUUCUCAAAUCUCCAAGAUCUACCGACAGGCCUCAACACUCUUCCUGACGCGUCGACUGCCCGAGGCUCUCUCCACCAUCGUUCCUGUCAUAACCCCGCCUAACCUCCAAGACGCACACCUAAAUGGCGAGACAGGAUCGGGGCCCGCGCCCAUAUCAAAAGCCAGCCGCACUACGAGAAUCAAGGUAUGGAGUUUAUACCUGACGAUCUUGAAUGCAGUGGCAGAGUUGGAUCCGGAUGAGGGAAAGCAAUCAUUUGGGAGCUCGGAUUGGAGAGCAUUGGUCACCAAGGUGCGGGAUGGACAGGUGUGGGAAGAGGUGGUGCAGCAUGGAUAUAGUGGGGUGGAAGGAGAUGUUGACUCUGAUGUCGUGAUAAAUCUAGCUACCCUCCUUUUAGCCCAUGCUCAUUCCCAAAAAGUCAACCAGGAACGCCUGGAAAACUAUCUCGCCGCCUCCACAAGCCCUAAUCUGGAUAUAUCAUCCCGCUUGCAGCAUCCCUCUUCCCGGCGACACUCUCGCAACCUAAGUCCCCAUAAGGGCGCCGGCACUGAUACCCCUCGAGAUCUGAACGCCCGCGUCAAAAUCCUUGAGCUAUAUACGUUACACGUCCUCCUCCGGAACAAUGAGUGGGACUAUGCGCGUGAAUUCAUUAGUAUGAGCCCAGUUCUGGACGAGGAGCGGCGGGAGGCGUUUCUACAAGCACUGCAAAGCCUGCAGGAUGAGCAGUACGAGGCUGAAAGGCGGGAGAAGGAAGAGAGACGCUACCAGGAGGAGCAGCUGAAGAAGGAUAUCGAGGAAGCCAGGCGGAGGAGAGUCGAGUAUGAGGAGCGGGAACGCGAGAGAGAAGAGGAGGAAGAGAGACUGAGGAGGGGAGGGAGCGAGGUAGAUUAUGGCGUGGAAGAAUCUAGGCCGGGAACCGCGCAUUCGAGGAAAGCUAGUUCAGCUAAAGGAGGCUCGAUGAAGGGCGCGAAUAGCCAUGGUCGGAAAUCCCCCGCCCGGGGCUUGCCGCCUACAGCGCGAUCCUCAGUCUCUCCUUCUAUGCCCUGGAAGCUUCCUCCUACAUUGAUAAACCGCGCAACGACCGUGUUUAGCAAUUUGAGGAAACUGGUCAUGGAAAGCAUGCUGGGGAAUUUCAAGACGAGUCCGUUGUUCUUGCUGCAGAUGCUGGUAUUCAUCGUCGGCCUCUUAGCAGUGCUUAGUAGGAAGGAGAUGAAGGAGAGGCUUAAGAGGAUGAUGGGAAAUGCGUGGAUGAAGGUUAGACAGACAGCCGGAAUGGGUGUCAAGGUCAGUUAUAUCUAA